UCAAAAUGAAUUUAUCAAUUUUAUUCAGACUAAUAUUAAUAUAGACACAUUUUUAUGAAGCACGGAUUUCGCCGUAUUACCGAAGCAAAUUUGCUUAAUUAUUUGCUAAAUUUACUACAGUCCUCAAAUCAGUUCCUAAUCGUAAAUAUUCUGUGAACUGUUUAUACUUUUUAUUAGUGGCAAGUGGUUUCAGUUAGCAAACAAUAGUUUAUUGUGCGACUGUGUGGUUCUAGUACUUGAUAAUUUAAUUGCAUAUGAUCGUGUAUACUAAUCGGAAGAUAUAUUACGAAGGUGAUAGAAAACUUAUCGGGGUCCCUGGAUGUGUGAAAAAAGAUGAAAUUCGCAGAACAUUUGAGUGCCCAUAUUACACCAGAAUGGAGAAAACAAUACAUAAAUUACGAGGAAAUGAAAGCGAUGCUCUACAUGGCGGUAGAGCAGGCGCCUUCAGCAGAAAGCGUAGACGCCGAAGACGUGCGUCGCCACUUCGUCAACUUCGACGAGCAAUUCUUUCAGUACUGUGAUAAGGAAUUAAAAAAGAUCAACACCUUUUAUGCCGAGAAAUUGGCAGAAGCGACCAGAAAGUUCGCCACCUUAAAAAGCGAACUGAAAGAUUCAUUGGACCAAAUCCGAUUCGGGCACGGGAAAAGGGGCAAGAAGCGAAUCCCCACCAGGAAAUUGCAAGAUCUUAAGUUGGCAUUUAGCGAGUUUUAUCUUAUGCUUAUUUUGCUUCAAAACUACCAGACCUUGAACAAUACCGGGUUCCGUAAGAUACUUAAAAAACAUGACAAGUUACUUAAUACAGACUUGGGACUUAAAUGGAGGGAAGAGCACGUAGAAACAAGCCAUUUUAAUUCUAAUAAAGACAUAGAUAAUUUAAUUAAUGAAACUGAAACUAUGGUUACCAAUGAGUUGGAGGGAGGUGAUCGCCAAAGAGCUAUGAAAAGAUUAAGGGUGCCUCCUCUAGGAGAACAACAAUCUCCUUGGACUACUUUUAAAGUGGGGCUCUUUUCGGGCAGUUUUAUCGUACUAUUAAUAGCCGUAGUACUAUCUGCAAUAUUUUACGAAAGUUCGGCGGAAAAUUUAAAAAUCGCUUUCAGAAUGUACCGUGGACCGUUACUACUCAUCGAAUUCAUAUUUCUUAUAGGCGUCAACAUCUACGGUUGGCGAUCGUCCGGUGUAAAUCACGUAUUAAUUUUCGAAUUGGAUCCUAGAAACCACCUGAGCGAACAACAUCUUAUGGAACUCGCCGCUAUUUUUGGCGUAAUAUGGGCCCUUAGUAUACUCAGUUUUUUAUAUAGUAGCGCCCUGAGUAUACCGGCUUAUGUAAACCCCUUGGCGCUGAUGAUUAUUAUGUUCUUUUUCUUGGUUAACCCUUUCAAGAUGUUUAGGCAUGAAGCUCGUUUUUGGUUUCUCAGAUUAUGUGGUCGAAUGUUUGCAGCUCCAUUUUUUCACGUAGGUUUCGCCGAUUUCUGGCUCGCGGAUCAGCUAAACAGCUUAGUUAAUGGCUUGCUAGAUAUUCAGUUUUUGUUAUGCUUCUAUUUUACUAACGGAGAUUGGCAAAACGCCGGAGACACCACCUCUUGCAUGGAAAAGAACUUUUUAAUAAGACCGUUAGUGAAUUGUAUCCCUGCGUGGAUUCGUUUUGCGCAGUGCCUAAGGCGGUAUUAUGACACCCGAGAAGCGUUUCCCCAUUUGGUUAAUGCUGGUAAAUAUUCUACGACGUUUUUUGUGGUUAUUUUUGCCACCUUGAAGGGAUAUUAUAGCAGUGAUUACGAUUCAGUAUUAGAUAAUCCUUACUAUAUUAUGUGGAUUAUUGCGCAAGUAGUUAGCUCUACCUAUGCCUAUAUAUGGGACAUCAAAAUGGAUUGGGGUCUCAUGGACAAGAAUGCUGGAGAAAAUAAGUUUUUAAGAGAAGAGAUUGUAUAUUCUUCCACUUUCUUUUACUAUUUUGCCAUAGUCGAAGAUUUCGUGUUGCGAUUUACUUGGUGUAUCACAAUUUAUCUGACCGAGUAUAAAUAUGUCACUUCUGAUAUGAUGACGUCUAUAACGUCACCUCUGGAGGUAUUUAGAAGGUUCGUUUGGAACUUUUUCCGUCUAGAAAACGAACACUUGAACAAUUGCGGUAAGUUCAGAGCUGUAAGAGAUAUUUCGGUGGCGCCGAUCGACUCCUCGGACCAGAUCCAGAUUUUGAGGAUGAUGGACGAACCGGACGGAGUGGUAAAUCGCGGUAAAAAGCAAAAAUCCCAAAAGAAAAAAGAGGAUAAACUGCCAUUGUUGCCCGAUAGUACCAUUGUCAAUUUUAAAAAUAUUAAUGUGCUCUAGAAAGGUCAGUUUCCCUAACUUUUUAUUCGUUUAUAUUGUGAUUAUUGACAAUACUUACGGUUUUAAACAUAUCUGGGGUAGUUUGUAGUUUAACGUUUUAGAAUUUUUUAUACAUAUACCAGUACUUAUUUCAUAUACAUUAAGUAUAUACAGGCUGUGAGAAAUUCGAGAAUUCGAAGUCUCGGUAACGGUAACUGUAAGAGAUACGAAAUUGGUUGAACCAGAAGAAAUUUCACAUUUUAGUGAUAAACAAACAUUAUAAAACGACAUUUAGAAAAGUCGUUUUUAUUUGUUUCAGGGUUUAUUCCAAAAUCGAUCUUAACUGGUCUUAACAUAAAUUGCGCGUUGCGUUAUCAGCUUGCAUAAUAGUACUUUCAAAUUUACAGAUUUUUGUCUUUUGUGUAUUUAUUUAGGAUCCUGUCAAUACAAAUGUAAGGGAGAGUUGGGGUGCGCAUUUAAGCAAAAAUUGUAUUUGUGGCGAGCCUAUAACAUAUAAAUUAGUUUUAAAAAUGGUAUGAGAUGUAUUACUUAUUAAUGUAUAUAUAUGUAAAAUGUUAUUUAAAAAAAAUCUACUACGCAAGUAUAAAAUUAAACAAAAAUAAAAAAAACCAUUUGCGCAUAAUUACCCGUCCCGACGGGCAAUGAUGCGCAAGGGUUAGGUAAUCGUGCGCAGGAAAUAUCUGUUUUAAAAAAUUAAUUAUUUAUUUUUAAAUAUUAACAUUUAAAGUAGUUAAUUUUUUAGUAGUAAUAUUUAAACAGCAGUAUAAAGCCUUAAUUUAAACAGUAGUUGCAGAUGUAAUUUUCUGGAGUAUCAGCAGACGUGCAGGCUGCGUGGUUCCAAGAAGCACACAUAACACAGCGGUACCAUAGUUCUCGAUUUUUGCCAACUUCUCCACAAAUACAACAUAUCUCUUUGGGUUUUGAGGGGGUUUUUGGAGAAGGCGGCAUGAAGUUAAAUUCAUCAAUAUCGUCUAACUCAUCAUCGUCGCAUAUCUCAGACAAUUCAUUUUCCAAUGAAUCAUCGGAUGUCUGAGGUGUGGCCUCUCUCUUUCUUUUUUGUUUUCCUUUAAGUGUUUUUGUAUCUUGUGUUUCUUCUUCAAAACAUUUUCUUAUAGUUUUCUUUUGGAGUGAUUUUCCUUUUUCCUUUUUCUUUAAGUUUUCUUCUUUUACUCUCUUCUUUUCGUCAGCGUCCUAACCGGAGUGCUUGUAAGGAUUUUUGAACAUUGCUUUUAUUUAGCAUUUUUUUAACUCCUUUAAUAACUUUUUUUGUUGGUAUAGGAGCCAUAGAAAGGAAAGAGUUCUCUUUCGAUGUACCUGGCUGAGGAUUGUUAUAGUCAAUUAAACAUGUUUGUCUAGCCUCUGGCAAAGAAUCCUUUUCUCCUGGUUCAGAACUAUUUGGCAAUGAAACAUUAGCUUCUGGUCUGGAUAAGAGUGGGUGAUUUUCGUCGCUGCUAACAACAGUGCAAUUUGUGUUUUGCCUAGAAGGGGUAAAAUCAUCCACACUAAACCUGUCUGGAUUUAGUGGAUAAAUUCCUGAAGUGUGGAACCCUGAGACAGCUUUCUCCAUGGUGGCGACUUUCAUGAAUGCUCUGUUUAAUAAUUCAGAUACGUCAUAUUCUGUUAUUUUUUGAUGUCCAGAAGUAGAUAAAUGAAGAUCGUGUUCUCUAUAGAGAGCAUUUUUAAGUGGACUAAAAAAAGUUAGAUCCAAUGGCUGAAGACGAUCUGAGGUGUGGGGAGGAAGAGAAACCAUAUUAAUAUUAUUUCCUUUACAAAAAUUAUAAGCCGAAAUCGAAAUAUGGCUUGAAUGGUUGUCUAAAACCAAUAGGAUAGGAUCAGAUGCAGUAGACUUUUGCAAAAUGAGACAACCACUCAACAAAUAGCUCAGAGUUAAUCCAACCGUUCUUUGAACAUUUGUACAAGGCACCUAAGGGUCCAUUUUUUUGCAGAGUUGUUGGCAUUCUUACUCGGGGUUAUAUGAGCAUGGGGGGGAUGUAAUUCCCUGCAGCGCUCAUACAAAAAACUCCAGUUAUUGUCCUUCCCCUUUCAGCAGAUAUAGCAGAGCCCACUUUUUUUACUCCUCUGGCACCAUAAACUUUCGGACAUUUAGCUUGAACCAUUGUAAUGCCUGUUUCGUCCAUGUUAAACAUUCUGCUUCGUUGAAAUUUAAACUUUUGCAUAAGAAUCUUAAGAUUAGAAUAAAAUAGUUUUACAGAUUCUUUAUUAAAAGAUGAAAUCCGAUUUAAACUCGUGCCCUCAGGCUGUCGCAGUUUUAUCUCGGGAAAUCUUUUUAGAAAUCCAUGCUUUGCCAGCUAGUCCCUUUUUUCGAUUAAAGUUGUGAAUAAUAUUAUUUUGUUCUGCAUACCUAAAUGCAAGCCUUCUUAGACCAUCAGGUGUCAACCCAAAAAACGAUUUUGAAAGCAGCAGAACAUAAUCUUUUAAUUCACACUCUUUUUCUUUAGAGAUUACAGUUUUACGGCCCAAUCGAGGUAGUUUAAGAUAAUCUUCUAACAACUUUUUUCUAAGGGUAGAUUCUGGUAUUUUAAAGGAUCUUCCUACUUCCCUAAUUUUUCUUCCGUUGGUAUCCAUAUAUCCUUAUAGCAUCUAGGGCUUUUUGCAGGGUUUCCGUCGUAUAUGAAAGGAUAUCAGUCUUUCGUGUGUAAUUUCUAGGCAUCUGAAAACAUUAAAUAGUACUAUUACUUCCCUAAUUUUUCUUCCGUUGGUAUCCAUAUAUC
Molecule: messenger RNA, 5054 nt
Organism: Anthonomus grandis grandis
Lineage: Eukaryota; Metazoa; Arthropoda; Insecta; Coleoptera; Curculionidae
Product: xenotropic and polytropic retrovirus receptor 1
Exons: 10
Coding region: 334-2322 (662 amino acids)
Biological process (GO): phosphate ion transport; cellular response to phosphate starvation
Cellular component (GO): cytoplasm; plasma membrane; Golgi apparatus
Molecular function (GO): inositol hexakisphosphate binding
Source: RefSeq, a predicted model, not a curated record